GCUAAAGCCACAGCCAGUGAAGCGAACCGUCAGAAAGAAAGCAGUUUUCUAUUCAACAUAUCUUUCUGGCAGUGAAUGCCAUACAAAAAAGUUUCCAUACAUUUCGUGUUAACCACUGCUACCAAACUGUUGGCUCGACUUUUGCUCCCGACUUGUGUAUUGUUUGGGCAAACAUUUUCUCUCUGUUUAUAACAUCAACUUUACGCUCAAUUCAUACACUACUGAAUACUGUAUAUUGUCUUGUCUAUCGGUUUUAUGCCACUUUUUGUUUAUACUUUUUAUUUAAUAAUUAUGUGAAUCUAGUUAUUGUGAGUCUGACUUACAAUUCAGUGAUUUUUCAAAUAUUUUAUUGUGAUUUGAAUCCCAAAAAACAACAACUCUUUGGCUUAAAUAUCACAACCGAUAGAUAUAAUGGGAUGUAUAGCAGGUUUGGUCAAACAUUUGGUUUGUUUGUUAGCGUUUUUCACGUGGCUCACAGGCAGUAUUAUAAUCGCGUAUACGUUGUGGGCUUUGGGCACAUCCACUAACAUGAAGAGGCUAUUUAGCGGCACUUUACCGUUAACAUAUGUCGGACUUGGUUUAGGAACUCUACUCUUUAUCAAUGGCCUGUUGGGGUGGAUGGGCUCAUACAAGCGAGGAGGCUGUAUGCUUAAAAUGUUCUUAUUCCUCUGUGUUAUGACAAUCGCCGCAGAAAUUGGAGGAAUAAUAUCAUUAAGUAUUCUAAAGACCAAAGUGUCUGAUAUUGUAGAGCAGGGAUGGGAUGAAGUGAAUCAAAGGACUCGGAAUGUAAUUCAAGAACAGUUCCAAUGCUGUGGAAUCGCAGGCCUGAGUGAAUUCGCCUCCAAAUUAGACCCAAUAGACGAAAGUUGUUAUCGCAUUGAAUACAUACGAAACGGAACCUCACCUGACACUCAGAUAACUCCCGUUCGCGAACCAAAUCGAGUCCGUCUUUUGCAUAAUUUAUAUUCAUAUUGA
Molecule: messenger RNA, 975 nt
Organism: Medioppia subpectinata
Lineage: Eukaryota; Metazoa; Arthropoda; Arachnida; Sarcoptiformes; Oppiidae
Source: the annotation of a GenBank genome assembly